Centruroides sculpturatus (bark scorpion) is the source of this 2351-nucleotide messenger RNA. RefSeq names its product potential E3 ubiquitin-protein ligase ariadne-2-like. Lineage: Eukaryota; Metazoa; Arthropoda; Arachnida; Scorpiones; Buthidae. Gene Ontology annotation, molecular function: ubiquitin protein ligase activity; ubiquitin conjugating enzyme binding; zinc ion binding. Gene Ontology annotation, biological process: protein polyubiquitination; positive regulation of proteasomal ubiquitin-dependent protein catabolic process; ubiquitin-dependent protein catabolic process. The transcript is spliced from 2 exons. The coding region runs from base 895 to 2325 and encodes 476 amino acids. The record is from RefSeq and is a predicted model, not a curated record. Gene Ontology annotation, cellular component: cytoplasm; ubiquitin ligase complex.
UUGAAUGUGUUAAAAGAUGGCCAUUUCUAAAACCACAGUUGCUAUGCGAAAAUCGAAUUUACGAAAACAAAAUCAUUCACCUUUCAUAAAUCACAGGUGAACUCUCACUUUUCUUUUCCCAUUAACUUCUUUUUGAUUUAAUGAAUAUUCAUAAAUCAUUAAUUCCUUUUGUAGCAAAGAAUACGUUUAAUUUCUUAAAUCUUCCACUUCUCAAACAAUAUUAACACCAUCUUCUAUGCAUUUGAUAAUCCUCACCGUAAUAAAAUUCAUUAAAGAUCAAAAUAAAGGCAACUAUUGAAAAAAAAUAUUUUAAACUUAACGUUAAAGACAUCUUUUCUUGAUGUCUCAUACAUUAGAAUUGCAAAGGAAGGUGUCACGCACGCAUGUAUAUGGCCUCUCUCCGAGCCUUCCACUAAAAAGAAGUUAAAAUAUUGGACUAUGGUAUAACUGAAAUCAGGGUUCAAUCAAUAGUCAACUCCCCAAAGUAUCACAGGUCGAAUUCUUGGCUAUCAGUUUUAAGUCUGUCUACGCAAUGUCUAUUGUAUGAAAUUCUAAAUAUGCGUAGAUGCAAUGUUAUCAAGGACAUGCGCUACGAAGUAUCUUUUGAAACAUUAUGUGGCACGUGGCAUGAGAUAAGAAUUUCUUUUCGAAUUUAAAUAGGAUUCAAAAACAUUUUAAUAUUACAAAAUGUAUAAAUUUAUUUCCAAUUUUAUUUCGUUUUCACAUUCAUACAAUGUUAUAAAUUUUAAUACGGUUCAAACUUGGUAGAAGAGAUUGCAUUGGAUUUCGAAUUAUUCUAAAACUUUUAAAUUUCUACAUUGAACUGUUUUCAAGGUCUUCCUUCUUGGAGAAUCGAAUGGACGAAAAGAAAUAAACCAAAACUAAAAAAUUAAGAUGGCAGAAAUCGAAACCGUAUCUGAAAUAGACGAAGAUAAUGAAAUUUAUGAUGAUUAUUUUCACACUGAUGAUGUCGAAUUGGAAGAAAUUCGUUUGCAUAACGACGAUCCUGAAUAUUUUAAAUACGAAUGUCUACAGAUCGAAGAUGCCGAACAAUUUUUAAAUACAAUCAUUGACACUGUAAGUACAAAAUUACAAAUAACAUCAUCAAUGGCGAAAAUAUUGUUGCAUACACAUAAUUGGGCAUUAGAAGAUUCUAUUGAGCCACGUAUGAUUAACCAAAUAUUAGCUAAUGCCAGAAUUAAAACAUUAUUUGCAUCUUCACAAGUGGAAACUCAGCUUUUAAGUAACAAAAAUGAGUACGAAUGUUCUGUAUGCUACAGAACUAUUUCUGUAAAGAAUUUUAAUAGCUUGGCAUGUGGACAUCAAUUCUGUAGAGAUUGCUGGUGCAGUCAUUUAACUGUUAAAAUUUUGGAAGGUGUUUCAAUAAAUAUAGAAUGCAUGCAACAGAAAUGUAAUAUAUUGGUUCUAGAAGAUUUCGUAAUCAAUAUUUUAACAAGUCCACUUCUCAAAGAAAAAUAUAAAAAACUUAUUUUUUCCGAAUGCAUUUCGAGUCAUCCUGAAUUAAGAUUCUGUCCAGGAUCAGACUGUUCCACUGUAAUCCGAGCAACAGAAGUUAAAAGUAAACGCGUUAUAUGUUCGUCUUGCAAAAUUCAAUUUUGUUUUAAAUGUGGUACAGCUUACCAUGCACCAAAUGAUUGUGAAACGAUUAAAAAUUGGAUAUUAAAAUGUUCUGACGAUUCGGAAACAGCUAAUUAUAUUUGUGCUCAUACUAAAGACUGUCCAAUGUGUCAAGUUACCAUAGAAAAAAAUGGCGGAUGUAACCACAUGAAAUGCUACAAUUGUAAAUACGAAUUUUGUUGGAUGUGUCUUAAUGAUUGGAAAUGUCACGGAACUCAGUAUUAUCAUUGUAGUAUAUAUGAUGAAAAUACUGAUACUGAUGAUUCUUCUUCUCAAGCGAAACACUCUCUGAAGAAAUAUUUAUUUUACUACGAGCGCUGGCAAAAUCAUGCGAACAGUCUAAAAUUAGAAGAACAAACAUUGCAACAAAUAAAAAAUAAGAUUAACGAUAAAGUAAUGUCUAACCAAGGAACCUGGAUUGAUUGGCAAUAUUUAAUUGAUGGUGCUAACCUUCUUGCAAAUUGCCGUUAUACUCUUCAAUAUACUUAUCCGUAUGCAUAUUAUUUGAGCGCAGGACCUCGAAAGGAAUUAUUUGAAUAUCAACAAGCCCAACUUGAAGCUGAAAUUGAAAACUUAUCGUGGAAAAUUGAAAGAGCUGAAAGUACAGAUCAAGCAGAUUUGCAAGUUCAAAUGGAUAUAGCAGAGAAGAGAAGAACAACUCUUCUUAAGGAUUUUUUAAUUGUAUAAAUAUCAUAAACGAAUAUUUGUGUAAG